GACUACCUCCUCUUCCAUUUCAACAAAUAAGCUCUACCUCCCUUACUCCUCACACCUAUAUUCUUCUUCCUCUUCUUUGCCAAUAUUGUAUGGCUCUUGUUGUCGAUCCACACCCCGGUUUCAAGCACUAUUGUCGAGUUUGCAAGAAAGGAUUCGCUUGCGGAAGAGCGCUAGGAGGCCACAUGAGGGCGCACGGGAUAGUAUCCGAUCACGAUAAUGACCUUAUUGACGAGGACGAAGAUCACGACCGCGGAAGCGAUUGGGACUGGGAGGCCACCGCCGCCGAUCACCUGCCUCCGGCUAACAAACGCAUGUACGCCUUGCGCGCCAAUCCUAACCGACUCAAGAGCUGCCGCGCCUGCGAGAAUUGCGGGAAGGAAUUCUCCUCGUGGAAAUCUUUUCUGGAGCACGGGAAAUGCGUGACGGAUGAUGCCGAUGAGUCCCUCGUGUCAGAUAAUGACGACGAAGAAUAUGGCGGGGAUUCGAAUAAUUGGUCCAAAAGGAAGAGAUCUUUUCGCGCCGAGGUCGGUGGUUACGGCCAUUGCCCUUCCAGCGAAGAAAUUGAUCUCGCCAAUUGUUUGAUGAUGUUGUCCAAUGCGAUCGUAGAUCCUUCAUCGGAGGCGGCACCGGAGGAAUCCUGUGCCUCUGCUAGCAAAGACGAGGAAAGAGUUAGGAAUUAUCCUUUGAGCUUCGUCGCCCCUAUUUCGUAUAGUAGGGCAGCGGCGACGGCGGCGGCGCUGCCCAAAGCUAAGACACCGGCUGUUCCUAAAGGAUUGUUCGAGUGUAAGGCGUGCAAAAAGGUGUUCACCUCACAUCAAGCACUUGGUGGGCAUCGCGCCAGCCAUAAGAAGGUUAAAGGUUGUUAUGCCGCUAAACUAGACCGAAUCGACCACGUUCUGGAAGAAGAUCACGAGCUGAUCAGCCACGACCAAGUCUUUCCGUCGGCAAAAUCAACGACGGUGAUGCAUUUGAUCAAUCGCAGUGCGACAACAAGUAGUAUUCCCUCCAAACGGAAGCACAGAGGGCAUGAGUGCUCCAUAUGCCACCGCUUAUUUUCAUCGGGGCAAGCUUUAGGUGGUCACAAGAGGUGUCAUUGGAUUACUUCGAAUUCCCAGGCUGCGGCGGCGGUGGUAAACGCGUCUUCUACGGUUAAGAAGCUGUUUGAUGAUUCUGAUCAGCCACCGUUGCUCGAUCUUACCCUCGACCUCAACCUCCCUGCUUCGGAUAAUCGCGCUGAAAUUUACUUGAAGCCAUGGAUAGGAAUGGACCCAAAAGAUCAAAUUGAAAAUAAUAAUAGAAAUAAUGGUAAUAACAAUGAUAACGAUUAUAGAGGUAAUGAAUUGAUGCAGAAAGCGGAGGAUGAAGCCGCGGCGGAACAGAGGAAAGUGAAGCUGGCGAAGCUAAGUGAGAUGCAGGGCAUUAGCAUGAACGCCGGUUCGUGGUCGUCGUGGUUGCAGGUGGGAAUUGGAACUGAUAAUAAGGGAGCUGGUGAAUCAUAAAAUUUUUUCCUCAAAUGGAUUGUUUUUACGGGAGCCUCUUUUUUUUUUUUUUUUGUUAAUUAUUAUUGCUUUUUAUUUUUUAAUAUUGAGUUAAAUAAGAGAACAAUCUCUUAUUUGUUAACUCAACUCACUCUUAUAUUAAAUUGUUUGAAUUUAG
Messenger RNA from Rubroshorea leprosula, 1656 nucleotides. The record is from the annotation of a GenBank genome assembly. Lineage: Eukaryota; Viridiplantae; Streptophyta; Magnoliopsida; Malvales; Dipterocarpaceae.